AUGGCAGAUAACAACCCCACAGAUACAGUACCAGUCCGCCGGUCCAAAAGACCAAGCACGGCCAUCUCUCCCAUCAAACCAACACAACAGGCAACAACUCCAUCCAGAAAGAGACUUCAAAAGAGAGCUCGUUUUUCUGAACCACUGCUGCCAAAUGGAACAACCGGUCUCACACCCGCCGUUGGCAAAGCUUCCCUGAAGACCCCCAAGAAGCUUAGAAGAGUGUCGACCCCAGCCAUCACCCGAUAUCGGGACCACGAUGAGAUCCAAUUUACUCCGUUCCGCGAAGUGCUCGACGCCAGGACCACCAGACGCAUUCGACGACAUGGCCUGAGCGACGAGAUGAAUCGGUACGAUGCAGAGAAGAAGUCCAAGGUCGAGCUGCAACGCCAACUAGAGGAGAAGAACAAGGAGCUACAGGCCCUCAAGGACGAACUCGAUGCUUCCAAACUCCGUGAAGCUUCCAUUUUGCAAUGUGAUCCUGUCGACAGCAGCCAGAAGCGAAUUGACCAGUUGGAAGCUGAAGUGGCCGAGUUGACGCAGAGAAGCAAGGAUGACGAUUCCGGACUCGGCAGCGACAACCACGGCUUUCAGAUCUAUGAGGACGACUCUGUUGGCGACGAGAAUCAACCCAUCGAUCCAGAGGACGACGCCACGGUAGACCUGGAACUCGAGUCGGCGCGGCAAGAAAAGCAAGCUCUCUUCCGAUCCAGCCAAAGCUCUUUUACAAACACAAACACCAUCCACUUUGCAGACUCUCCUGCCCGUUCUUUCGGGGUAUCGCAAACAACGCCCAACCCUCCCGAGAUUCCUCCUCACGAACUGUCCAAAGAACUCCACGCCGCCAUCAAUCGAGCCGAAGAAGCCGAAGAGGCACUCCAGGCGAUGACCGCCGAAGUCAAAUCCUUGGGCUUUGCUUGCAACAACGACGACGCCAAUGAAUGCAUCGCCGCAAUCAAGACACACUUCCGCAACAUGCGAUUCGAGCUUGAACGCACCGUGCCCGGAGAGACAGUCAUGUCAUUGAAUCAUGCGCGGCUGAUGCCCGAGAUGCUUACGAAACUCAAGGCGGUUGCCACCAGAGUCCGGGACCGUGAAACCGAGUUGAAAUCGAUGCGAGAACAGCAGCGCUCUCUGCGAGGUAACUUCGAUCACGCACUCGUGGCGACGGAGAAAGCGAACAGCCGGAUCAAAGAAUUGGAGGAUGCCCUCGACAAGAACGCCGAAGAGAUGCUGGAGCAGCGCAUGCGGGCCCAGGCCCUGGAGCGUGACGUCCGGGAGCAAGAGGCCAACAAUCAACGCCUCAUUGGCACCAUGAAGAAGUACGACGUGGAAGUCAAACGCCUGGAAGACCUAGUUGAGCUGGUCGAAGCCGAACAAGCAUCUCGACUGCAGGACGUGCGGGCCGCCACGAUCGCCGAAUUCACCCAACAGCUCUCGGAUCUGGAUGCCAAAGUGGCAGCCGAGACGCGCGGGAGGAAGGCGGCCGAGGAAUCCGCCGUCGAACGACUCAAGAAGAUCAAUGUAGUCGAGUCCGAGUUGGCCGCGGCGCGCCAGUUCUCCGAAGACAUCAAGGAGGAGCUGGAGAAGGUCAAGGCCCAAGUGCGCGUUUCGGAUGCAGAGCACCAAGCUGAAGUCGAGGCCUUGAAUGUGCAGGUGCAGAAACUGCAAAAGAUCAACUCCAAGCUCGAAGCGAACUGGAAGGAUGAGAGCGCUCUCUGCGAAGAAAUCAUUCGGAAUAACCAUCAUGCUCAACUCCGAACACACAUGCAGUUUGAGAAGGAUCUCAUAAAGUACAUCCGCGGCGCCAAAGUGCGGCACGCGAACUGGGAACUGGAGAGCGACGACAUGCGCAGCGACGAGAUUGUGGGAGAACCCAUGACGCCGGCCAGCGUGGUCCGAUUCUCCGAGUUCUCGGUCAUCGACGAGGACGACACGGAUCGGGACGUCGACGCGAACGACCACGUCGAGGGCAGGGUCGAACUGUCCCGUGGCAGGACGCGCCACCGCCGCUCCUCCUCCUCGUCAGUGACGUUACCUCCAACUUCAGCAGUUCCAUGCGCGGGGAUCCUCAAGAAGCGCGGGCGCAGACGCUAUGACAGCGGGAUCGGAAUGGACUCUUCUUCUCUGAGCGACGAGAUCGAAGACGAAGACGAAAGCCCCCGAAAGCUCCUGCCACCUGCAGGUGUUAUGACUCCGGAGUUGAGUUCGGAGGGUGACGAGAUCGAGAUCGACUUUGAACAUGACUUGAGUGUGAGGGUGUGA
Messenger RNA from Fonsecaea multimorphosa CBS 102226, 2265 nucleotides. RefSeq lists its product as uncharacterized. The coding region runs from base 1 to 2265 and encodes 754 amino acids. NCBI's taxonomy places the organism in Eukaryota, Fungi, Ascomycota, Eurotiomycetes, Chaetothyriales, Herpotrichiellaceae. The record is from RefSeq and is a predicted model, not a curated record. The transcript has a single exon.